Baudoinia panamericana UAMH 10762 is the source of this 1413-nucleotide messenger RNA. RefSeq lists its product as uncharacterized. The record is from RefSeq and is a predicted model, not a curated record. The annotation marks the transcript as partial. Lineage: Eukaryota; Fungi; Ascomycota; Dothideomycetes; Mycosphaerellales; Teratosphaeriaceae. The transcript has a single exon. Gene Ontology annotation, molecular function: ATP binding; metal ion binding.
GAAGCCAAGACCAUCCUCGUCACCGGCGUCGGCAUGACCAAAGGCCUCGCCCUCGCCCGCCUCUUCUACGCCGCCGGCCACAACGUAAUCGGCGCCGACUUCGAGCCCGCCUUCCUCCCCACCUGCUCAGGCCGCGUAUCACGCUCCCUCACAUCCUUCCACAAACUCUCCAAACCGGACGGAAGCAGGGAGAAGCAGGCCAAGUACACGCAGGAACUCCUCAACAUCGUCCGCAAAGAAAACGUAGACAUCUGGGUCUCCUGCUCCGGUGUCGCCUCCGCCCUCGAAGACGGCCAAGCGAAAGAAAUGAUCGAGCUCGUCACCGCGUGCAAAUGCGUGCAAUUCGACGUCCCCACCACCAAGCGCCUGCACGAGAAACACUCGUUCAUCGAGUACACCAAAUCCCUCGCCCUCCCCGUCCCGGAGACGCACACUGUCACUUCCAAAGCCGCCGCGCUGCAAGUCCUGGAUGAUGCGGCGGGGACGGGGAGGAAGUAUAUCAUGAAGUACAUCGGCACUGACGAUGCGGUGAGAGGGGACAUGACGCUUUUACCGCUAAGCUCACCCGCGAGGACGAAGGCGCAUAUCUCACGUCUUGACGUUUCCGAAGAUCGGCCCUGGAUCUUGCAACAGUACGUGCGUGGUCCGGAAUUCUGCACGCAUUCUUUGGUCGUCAAGGGGGAGGUGAAAGCUUUCGUCGCUUGCCCUUCUUCGGAACUGCUGAUGCACUAUGAAGCCUUACCCUCAGACGGCGCGUUGAGCAUGAGCAUGCUCCGCUUCACGCAGGAAUACGCCGCCGCGGGCGGGAACGCGUUUACGGGACAUCUGUCUUUCGACUUCUUGGUGGAGAUGGACGAUGCGGAGCGUGCGCUUCGCGAUCCAAGUGCAAAUGUGAGGCUAUACCCUAUCGAGUGCAACCCGCGCACGCAUACGGCUGUAUGCUUGUUCAACGACACCCCGGAGAUGGUGGAUGCCUACCUCACCCUCCUCUCCCCCAAAGCCGCCUCCAUCUCCUCCUCCCCCUCCCCCACCGGAACGAACUCAACCACAGCAACGCCAAACGGUCUCGCACCCCUUCCCAUCUUCCCCAACCCACCAACGAAGAAAUACUACUGGCUCGGCCACGACCUCGUCACCUUCGUCCUCUUACUCUUACUCUCCCUCGCCUCGCUUUCACCCGACGGACCGAGUUUCAGGGAGGUGUUUGAGAGUGUGGCGACGUUUGGGGAGCAUGUUUUGUGGUGGAAGGAUGGGACGUGGGAGGUGUGGGACCCAUGGCCCGCGUGGUGGUUGUAUCAUGUUUACUGGGUUGUACAGUUUGCGGGGGCGUUGGGAGGCUUGGUGGGGGAGGUGUUGGGCUUGGGUCGCGGGGGGAAAUGGAGUCGGGUUAAUGUUAGUACGACGAAGAUGUUC